AGAAACAACAGCGCAACAGCAAAGCGCGAGAGUUUCGAAUUUCGAGACAAGUUUUCGUUGCUUCCUCCUGGCGUGGAUAACCUCGCUUUUUUGCUGUACGAAAUGACACCAAGAUCAUCGAGAAGAACUGUCGCCACUGUACGGAGCGUGACUGCACUUGGAAACGUUAUCUCGUAUUGACUCGACCUCAAGUCAAAGCUCAGGACAAGUUUCCUUCAAAGUUUACCCGGCCAUCUCCCAGUCUCUGUUGCGGUGCUGUAGAAGCAGUUGGUGUCGGCGCUCCAAGGUUGGGGGAAACUGCGCGACACCUGCGCUUGAGGCAAAGUACCUGUGCUGACAACGGUCGGGCGUUACGUGGCCGCUCUCGCUUUGGAGCCCUGGUGCCGCUAUGGGACCAGCUGGGAGUUCGGCGCACAGGCUCGUCGGCCAUAGCGCCGGCCUCGAAAAAAGAAGACGAAUAAGCAGAGAAUCGGCGGAAAAUGGCUGAGGCGUUCCAACGCUGGCCAUGCGUGCGGACGUUGGCAAUCGUGCGGGUUGGUUGAAGUGAGCUGCUCGUUCAUCGUCUACCGGCUCCAGCAGGUGGUGGAUUUCCACUAUGUUCCUAUGCGCCGGUUGUCAAGCGUAUCCAUUCCGUCCUCGCCCCCACCCCAGCGUCUUAUUACAAACAUGCGGGGGCGCGAGCUUGUGGCAAGCUAUGACCAAGAGAGGCCACCAAGCCGGACUGCCACUAGGUUCUGAAGCAAUUGUCCAACAUGCACAAGUUAAAAAGUCUCCUUACUGGAAACAAGUCUAAUGUGCCGAAAAGACGGCGCUUCAACGGUUUCCAAGGCGAGUAAUACGUCCAGUCUGGUCUCGCGCACGUUCGCGGCGAACGGCUGGAAAGGCAAAGUCUCCGUACUCGCCACAAGCGACGAGACCUGCUGGCCGGCAAGUCGCUACGGGCAGGUGCAGGUGGCGUCUGCGCCGCAGAGGCGGCCGGGCUAAAUAACUCUCACUGUGCAAUUUGCCAUCAACGUCCUAUUUUGAACUUUGUAACGCCACCGGAAGCCAAUUCACAACAAACAUGCUCGGCAAGCGUUGCGCAUCGGAAAUGGAGGCCUGCCUCACUGAGUACUACCGCCAGGAGUGCCUUCGUGCCUUAUACGCCAAGCAGGAGCGUCCACGUGACUGCGCAUGGGUCAGCAAGGAUAUGAUGGCCAAACCUCCACGUCGAGCGCGCAAGGGUGUCUCGUUCGCCAUGGCUCCCGAGAUCAUCGGUAGUGCCGACCCUACGGUGGAUCGAAGCCCCAUCGAUGUGUCCCCGAUCUCCAAGCUCGAACUCAUCGUGUUGCUUUCGCAGCGCACAUUCCCCGUUCAGGCCUAAAUGCAACACCAAUCGACCUCAACAGGACAACCAGACUACAUUCAAGUAGUACGCACCAGGCAACGGACGACACGCAGGCUAGUGCACGCACUGCACCGCUCCGUGCUGGAUACUCCCAACCUCUCCCACUCCUCAUGCUUGGGUGGACCUAGAAGACCGAGCUCGGCGCCGUCGAAAAGCGGCCCAAGCCUCAGCAUGUAGUUAUAGAACCACGAGUCAUGGUUUAUUGACUCGAUAUUUAAGUUUGCGAAUGUAAUGCCGACACUUCCAACAUCACAA
Phytophthora nicotianae INRA-310 is the source of this 1642-nucleotide messenger RNA. RefSeq lists its product as hypothetical. The record is from RefSeq and is a predicted model, not a curated record. NCBI's taxonomy places the organism in Eukaryota, Oomycota, Peronosporomycetes, Peronosporales, Peronosporaceae. The transcript has a single exon. Bases 1064 to 1363 code for a protein of 99 amino acids.